Heterostelium album PN500 is the source of this 1338-nucleotide messenger RNA. RefSeq names its product uridine kinase family protein (gene udkA). Gene Ontology annotation, cellular component: cytoplasm. Gene Ontology annotation, molecular function: kinase activity; ATP binding. The coding region runs from base 1 to 1338 and encodes 445 amino acids. The transcript has 5 exons. Lineage: Eukaryota; Evosea; Eumycetozoa; Acytosteliales; Acytosteliaceae. The record is from RefSeq and is a predicted model, not a curated record.
AUGUCUAGCAGUAGUAAUAGUGUUAGUAAUAAUAAUAAUGAAUUGAAUCAACAACAACCAAACAAUGAUGUUCAAAUCAUUGAGAGUAGCAAUAGCAAGAAAACAUAUACACUCGGUAGACCACCUUGGUACGAUACCACCGGUAAGCCAAGAUGUCCAUUGGUGAUCGGUGUUUGUGGUGGUAGUGCCUCCGGUAAGACCAGUGUGUGUCACCGUGUCAUCGAGUCACUCAAUACCAUCUCUGACAUGCGUCAAGGCAAGCGUGUACAUAUUCCAAUCUAUGACUUCAAGACUCACAGUCGUCUGCAACGUCAGGAGACUGUCUACGGUGCUGAUGUCAUCAUUCUCGAAGGUAUCCUCACACUCUACUCCAAGGAACUAAGAGAUCUUAUGGACAUCAAAAUCUUUAUCGAUACCGAUGAUGAUGUUCGUUUAGCAAGAAGAUUGAGAAGAGAUAUUGCUGAACGUGGAAGAACAGUAGACAGUGUCAUUUUACAAUAUACUAAAUUUGUUAAACCUUCAUUUGAUGAUUAUAUUUUACCAACCAAGAAACAUGCAGAUGUUAUUAUUCCAAGAGGUUCAGAUAAUAUUGUUGCCAUCGAUUUGUUGACUCAACAUAUUAGAUUGAAAUUGAAAGACAGAGGUUACACUCCACAAAAGCCAAUCAAUAUUGUCGAGGGUGUUACCAAAGACAAUUUGCCAAAGAAUAUUCAUAUCUUGCCACCUACCAACCAGGUUCGUGCAUUACUCUCGAUCUUGAGAAACAAGAAUACCGAUGUCGGUAACUUUGUUUUCUACUCUGAUCGUUUGGUCAAUAUGAUCAUCGAAGAGGCACUCACUCAUUUGCCAUUCAAGGAGAAGACCGUGGUCACACCAGUAGGAACCGAAUAUAAAGGUGUCGAACCCGACUACAAUCUAUGCGCACUCAGUGUACUCCGUGCUGGAAGUUGCAUGGAACAACCAUUAAGAUCGAUCUGCAAGGGUAUCAAAACUGGAAAAGUAUUAAUUCAAUCAGAUGAAAACAAACAACCACAUUUGUUCUAUGAAAGAUUACCAGAUUUAACAGAUUCACAUGUAUUGGUGUUGGAUCCAACCAUUGCAUCUGGUGCAUCGUCGCAAAUGGCCAUUAGAAUUCUCUUGGAUCACGGUGUUCCAGAGAAUAAGAUUAUUUUUGUUACUGUCGUUUCCUCACUAAAGGGUGCUCUUACACUCAGCUAUUGUUUCCCAGAGUUAAAGAUUGUCACUGGUGCUUUGGACGAUGGAUUGUCAGAGAAAGGUUUCAUCUUACCAGGUGUAGGUAAUUAUUCUGACCGUUAUUUUGGAACUUCACUCAAAUAA